Molecule: messenger RNA, 4699 nt
Organism: Cynoglossus semilaevis (tongue sole)
Lineage: Eukaryota; Metazoa; Chordata; Actinopteri; Pleuronectiformes; Cynoglossidae
Product: extracellular serine/threonine protein kinase FAM20C-like
Exons: 10
Coding region: 2531-4210 (559 amino acids)
Biological process (GO): enamel mineralization; protein phosphorylation
Cellular component (GO): Golgi apparatus
Molecular function (GO): phosphotransferase activity, alcohol group as acceptor
Source: RefSeq, a predicted model, not a curated record
AAAGCUGGGGGAGGAACCACCUGCGGUAAUACACACGUCCCCAAAGGGAGAAUAAUCCUCAAACAGUAUAUUCAUCACACAAAUCCUUGUCCCUGUUUUUUCUUUUUUUUUUACGUGAUAACACUUAGACGUCGUGCUGCAAAAAAAUACUCCCUACUGCUGUGGAAAAUAGUUCCUGACAAAAGCACAGUUUGCUGGGGAUUCUUGGCUCCCUUUACAUAAACAAACAGCAUUUUCAGGCAUUUGCUUUCAUUCUCUUUAGCCUUUAUAAAUACCAAACCAACACAUUACAAGGUUAAAAGCCACAGGCAGCAGAAAAAAAAGACUGGUUUGAACUUUUUUCUUUUCACUGUAAGACAAAGACAAACACCUAAUUUUAGGUCAAUAGCUUUAAGGCUCAGUACUAUUCCUGUCACAUCUCUGUUUUUCACUGCACUUUAUCCUAUUAGUCACCAAAUCUAUGUUCACUAAAUAACACAUACAAUAUCAUAAUUUAAUAUGGAGAAACGGUUAAUAAUAUUUUUCAUAGUAGCAAUUUUAGUUUAACAUAGUAUAGAGUUUAACAUAUAUUAGUAUAGCAUAUAUAUAUAUAUAUCCAUAUAUUAGCAUAGCAUAUAUAGCAUCAAAACAUACUGCAUGUAAUACCACAGCAUUAUGUAUAUCAACGCACACUGAAUGUACUACCACAGCAUACAAACUACUACAGAAUGGUUAGCACUGCAACAAACAAAAUACCACAUCUUAUACUGUAUAAGCUGCAGCAUUUUGCUCCAGGGUUAAAAAAAAAAAAAAGAAGCUAAAUCUACUGGGAGCUGCCACAUCAUGAAUAAUACAUUGAGUCUCUGAGCUAACGUAGCUAAUUAAUGGAAACAUAUUUUAUAGUUGGUGAGUUAACAGUGAGGGAGAUGUUCUAACGCUGAGAGGGCAGGAAACCAAGGUCACAGAGAGAGUAUUUAAAAGUAAGACGCAGACAAAUAAUAAUAAACAGUUGAUGGCUAAGAAAAAAGAUAAAAUAAAGAUAAGAUAAAUCUUUCAAAGAUAUGAUUUUUUUAUGUUGCUUACAUUUUUUAUAACAUCACAGCAAUACUGAAUCUGGGUAUUUCCUUUUUCUGCGCAAAAAGUCUGAUUUAUGUUUUUUUUUUUUUUAUGUAGCUGAACUUUUUUUUUUUACAUCUUAAGAUGUGAGUGUAGUAAUUAAAGUCAAAUACUCCAAAAGAACAGUUUUAUUAAGUAUGUUCUCAAGAGGUUAAGACUCAAUUUGCUCUUUAAUCAUAACAGAAAAACAGAACUGAGCAAAAUAUGAAAAAAAAAAGAGUAAUGAGCGUGUGAGCACAGAGAUUUAAUGAACCUGGGGAAACUGACAGGUCAAACUGUAAAUGUAAAACUAUCAAGCCCCAGUAACAAACUAGUUUAGUGAAUGUAGCUAAAAGCACGACAGGCUAGCCUUUUAGCGCCCACUCUAAGCUGUAGCUUUGUUUGAUUACAGUCAUGUUCUGACCGCACUUGUACAGUUAGCAUCAAAGUCAAGUUUAGUUUAAACUUAGCUUGUUCCAUGCUAAACCAAGCUAACUCGAAUUGGCACAAAGCUAAAUGCCGACAGAAUCUAAAUUACUUACACCAAUAACAUGAGCCUUUCUUUAAAAGCAAAUGGCAAAUUUAUGUAAAAAUAAGAGAUAAAAAUAUUCCUUGAAUACCAAUUACUACAGCAGCAGACAGUUCAAUAUAAACAUUUUCCUAAAUGUCACACAAUUAUUUGGAUAUGAAAACCAAGUCCAAGAUGCUAUGUUUUAAUUAUGUGUAUUUUUGCUAUUAAAACAGUAAUUUUCUGUGUCUUGUUGUCAAAACCCUGCAUUGAUCCAAACAGAAACCAUUUGUCAGAUUUCCAUCGUGACUUCUUUCCGUUCAACUGUGGGUUAUGCAGACACAGGUCACCACAACCUGACAUUGGACUGAAUGGUAACAAACAAACAAAGUGCAAACUCUCUGGCAGGAAAAUUAGAUUGGGGGAAAGAGACAGUAAUGCCACUAAAACACUUGAGUGUGUCAGGACGAAGAGUGGAACCGGGAAAAAGGGGAGAAGAAAAUCUGCUCUGGAAAAAGAAGGAAAGUAGAUGUAAGUAAUCCCGUCAAUGUCCUUGGAGACUGGAAGAACACGAGGACUUUGGGAACGUGUUCAAUAAUGUAUUGAUUUUCUCUUCUUUCUAUAGGGAUUCAUAGGUUAUUAAUGUUUGACAUUUUGCACAACAGAUGCACAACAUUGUAAUUUAGUGCACUCAAACUGCAUCCACUGUUAGUUACAACAUAGUGAUGGAGGCAUGAGUGGGUUUUUUUGGGUUAGAAUUUCAUGUUACUUUAAAAAAUAAUUAAAUUUUUCUGUAUGAACACACACAGAUCAAUCAUGUUGUUUUUGUUAUCAUUGAAGAUCUCUAUCAGACCACUUGUUUCUCUGUUGUAAAUAUAUGAGUGGAGUUGGUGGAGCUCCACAGUCUGGGCUUCAGUGACCGUCUUUGUAUUGUUUGGUUCUUCCAGCAUGGUGAAAAGGAGCUUCGGCCUACCGACUCGCAACAUCUACCUGGGUCUGGCCUGUUUGUCCCUCACCCUCCAUCUGGUGCUGGCAUUUUUCUGUCUCUCUGUCCUCCAGACUGUCUGUGUUCUUCCCUCAUCUUUAUCCUCCUCAUCAUCUGUCACUGGAAUUAAUGCCCAGCACCAUCAGCCCUUCUCCUCCCCCGCCUCCACCUCACACAAACCACCAACAAGCUCUGUCAAAGAUGAAACCCACACCGUGGAUCCAAUCCUAACACACCUCAAAGGUAAAGAUUCCUGGAACGUGACCUUUGAGAAGGAAAAGAAACUAAUUGCAGUUGAAAAAUUGAUUCCAGAGGUGAGAGGUCCCGAUGCACUGGAGGCUCUGUUCAAUCACCCUCUGUACAACCUGCCACAGCCAGAGCUGCAGGAAGACGACUGGUUACUGAAGCUGAAGGAAAGUAAAGAUGUGACAGAUAAAGGAAGUGAGGAGGAAUCGGAGGAAGAGGCCCUUGAUGACAGUCAGUGGCAGAGUGCCAGUCAGGAGGAGGGCUACGACAGAGCCACAUGGACCAGUGACACAACGACUCACCCUCCCUGGCUACGCUUUCACCUGGGCAUCACUCGCUGGGAGCUGUACAACAGGAAGGACCCAACCCUGGUGCAGCUGACUCACUAUCUAGCAACACAACAAAUCCUUGGUGCUGUUCAGAAGACAGGAGGCACUCAGCUCAAACUGAUCAUGUCCUUCCCAAAUUAUGGACAAGCUCUGCUCAAACCUAUGAGGCAGUCCAGAGAUGCAGAGACGGAUGUGAAUCUUUUCUACUUCUCAGACUUUGAAAGACAUAAUGCAGAAAUCGCUGCCUUUCACCUGGACAGAAUCCUGGGUUUUAACAGGAUCCCUCCAGUGGUCGGUCGACUCAUUAAUGUCACUACGGAGAUCCGUGAGAUUACCACUGACCACCGGCUCUCUCGGACCUUCUUUACAUCCCCCGUGGGGAACGUCUGUUUCUACGGCCAGUGUGAGUAUUACUGUUCAACAGAGCAUCCCCUGUGUGGACGACCACAUGAGCUAGAGGUUUCCCUGGCUGCCAUGCUGCCUGACCUGGAACUUGCUCCGCGUAGAUCAUGGAGGUCCCCGUGGAGACGAGCCUACAGCCGCACCAAGCUGGCACAGUGGGAGAAGGACCCAGUUUACUGUGACACAGUCAAACAGACACCUCCCUACAACCAAGGCACCAGACUGGUGGAUCUCAUAGACAUGGCUGUACUGGACUACCUCAUGGGUAACAUGGACAGACAUCACUACGAGACCUUUGAGAAAUUUGGAAAUGAGACGUUUCUACUGCACCUGGAUAACGGACGGGGGUUUGGGCGUCACUCACGAGACGAACCAUCCAUCCUCGCUCCACUGCAACAAUGCUGCAGGAUUCGCCGCUCAACCCUCCUCCGCCUGCGUCUGCUGUCCCGCUCUGGGUUCCGUCUCAGCGACAUGAUGCGGACGUCCCUGGCCCAGGACCCACUGGCAGCUGUGGCCCCUCUUCUGUCAGAACUACAUCUCUCUGCUCUGGACCGGCGCCUGGCCACUGUGCUGCAGAUGGUUCAGACCUGUCAGAAUCAACAUGAUGAUGUCAUUUACCAUGACACUGAAGGAUAUGAUAAAGAAUAUGAUCAACAGCCUGAUUAGGGAUCAAUAAGAACCAUAACUUGUACACUGGUUAUUUUGAUUUAUAGCCUUCUAUUAAAACCUGAGAAUAAAGUUUUUUUUUUUAAGAAAAACAUUAUCUGGUGUCUUUUAUUCAACUAUAUAACGUAAUGAAGGGUAUUAAAUGCGUUCAGUUCUUCAUUCAUGAUAGCUUUAGUCUUCAGAGUUUUAUUAUUUAAAACAAAGAAACCUGGAAUGUAAAUAAACAUUGUUAUAAUUAAUAAUUUCGGUUGUUAAUGUUACCCGUACACUUAAAUGUGAUUGAUAAUCAUAAUAUUAUAUAAUAAUAUAUACAGUAAGUUAUAUAUUCUAUAAAACAUCCGUUGUAACUAACUUUAGCUAACUUUAUUAGCAUUGACUGAGUUGUAUCUUUAAACAAACGCUUCAGUCUGCUGAUAGCUCACAAAGCUUCACAAACUAUAUACGGUAUCUUAAACGGAUUUUGUCAUUACAUUACUUUAUAAAAUAGUU